AUGGAGGGCAAUCUUUCUGUGCGAGGCAAAGCCUUUGCGGCACAGAAGCCAACCUUCCUCGACGUAUUGAGUGAUCUGUGGGCUCCGGAGGCUAACCCCGAUGGAAUUGUGAAUAUUGGUCUUGCCGAGAAUAGUCUCAUGCACGCGGAGAUGGAGAGGUUUAUCAACUCCCACUCGCAAAUCGACGCACAUGCAUUGACUUACGGAGACGGAUUCAGCGGCUCGCACAAGCUCAAAGAAGCCGUCUGCCAUUUCCUGAACAGCCAAUUUUCCCCUUGGACUGCGCUCUGCCCCUCCCACCUUGCCAUAACAUGCGGUGUCAGCAAUGCGGUUGAGUGCUGUGCCUGGGCUUUAGCCGACUUUGGCGACUACAUUCUCGUUGGGCGUCCAUAUUUCAAUGCAUUUAAGACGACGUUUGGAACACGGCCAGGAAUUGAACUCCUUGAAGUCACGUUCGCAACAACGGAUCCAUUUAGCUUGGCCGCAGUCCAACACUACGAGAAGACAUACGCCGAAGCGAAGAGCAAAGGCUUUCGCGUCAAAGCACUCCUAUUGUGUUCACCACAUAAUCCGCUUGGUGUGUUCCCAUAUCUUCCUCAUAUAAAAGUCGAUCGUUUAUUGAGAGUUCUUCUAGGACGCUGCUACCCCGAAAAUGUUCUAAGAGAGUAUAUGAAGUUCUGUACUAGAAAUGGACUUCAUCUAAUCUGUGAUGAGAUCUAUGCAAUGUCCGUCUGGGAGAAUCCUCGCCUGCCAGAUGCCCCAGGCUUCAAAUCAAUUUUGUCUUUGAAUGUCAAGGACUUGAUGGAUCCAAGCAUGGUGCAUGUUGUAUGGGGGCUAAGUAAAGAUUUUGGCGCAACAGGAUUGAGGAUUGGCUGUUUGGUUAGUCAGGCAAAUGGGCCGCUCUUGGAGGCUGCAGAUGGCAUUUCUCUCUAUAAUUUCCCAUCAAGCCUCGCAGACCAAGUUGCCACAACUGUCUUGCUAGAUGACAAAUUCACGAGAGUGUACAUCGCGACCAACCGGCAUCGUUUAGCAGAAAGCUACCGUUUUGCAACGGAUUUUCUCCGGUUCCAUCAUAUCCCCUAUGUUGAGUCCAACGCUGCAUUUUUCGUUUGGAUGAACUUGAGAGCUGCAUUGAAAGAUCGUGCGGCCACGGAUAAGGACAUUCUUGCAAGGCUUCGGAAAGAAAAGGUGUACAUUGCAGUUGGGACGGCCUAUGCCGCUGAAGAAGUGGGGUGGUUUCGAAUGGUGUUUGCACACCCGCGAAAUGUGCUGGAGGAGGGAUUGAACAGGAUGCUUCGAGCUAUUCAAUCAUAG
This is a messenger RNA of Penicillium robsamsonii, 1314 nucleotides long. Its product is annotated as aspartate aminotransferase. The record is from RefSeq and is a predicted model, not a curated record. Lineage: Eukaryota; Fungi; Ascomycota; Eurotiomycetes; Eurotiales; Aspergillaceae. The transcript has 6 exons. Gene Ontology annotation, biological process: amino acid metabolic process; biosynthetic process. Gene Ontology annotation, molecular function: pyridoxal phosphate binding; transaminase activity. The coding region runs from base 1 to 1314 and encodes 437 amino acids.